UCUGCAUCUGAGAGAAUGGCCGUCCCAGGGGCCAGCGCUGAGGAGCAUGAGAGACACAGCGACGGCUUCGUCCACCUUUGCAACCCAAACAUAGCGGCGAUGAAGGAAGACAUCCUGUACCACUUCAGCCUCAGCACCCGCACGCACGACCUCCCGGCCAUGUUUGGGGACGUGAAGUUCGUGUGUGUUGGGGGCAGCCCCUCGAGGAUGAAAUCCUUCAUCCAGUACGUGGCCGUGGAGCUGGGCCUGGGCCGCCCGGGCGAGGACUACCCCAACAUCUGCUCGGGGACCGACCGCUAUGCCAUGUUCAAAGUGGGGCCCGUGCUGUCCGUCAGUCACGGGAUGGGCAUCCCCUCGAUUGCAAUCAUGCUGCACGAGCUCCUCAAGCUGCUGUUCCACGCCCGCUGCUCCGGCGUCACCGUCAUCCGCAUCGGCACGUCCGGCGGCAUCGGUCUGGAGCCCGGCUCUGUGGUCAUCACCCGACAGGCGGUGGACGCCUGCUUCAGGCCCGAGUUCGAGCAGCUGGUCCUGGGCAAGCGCGUCACCCGCAGCACCGACCUGGACGCGCGGCUGGUGGGGGAGCUGGCGCAGUGCGCCGCGGACCUGAACGAGUUCCCCACGGUGGUGGGCAACACCAUGUGUACCCUGGACUUCUACGAAGGGCAAGGCCGCCUGGACGGGGCUCUGUGCUGCUACACGGAGCAGGACAAGCAGGAGUACCUGCGGGCGGCCCACGAGGCCGGCGUCCGCAACAUCGAGAUGGAGUCGUCCGUCUUCGCCGCCAUGUGCAGCGCCUGUGGCCUCCCAGCUGCCGUGGUGUGUGUCACCCUCCUCAACCGCCUGCAAGGGGACCAGAUUGGCAGCCCCCACGAGGUGCUGGCCGAGUACCAGCAGCGGCCGCAGAGGCUGGUCGGCUGCUUCAUCAAGAAGCGCCUCGCCGGGGCCUGAGCCCCUGCGUCCGGAGACGAGCGUGGUCGUGGCUGCAGACGAGGCCACGUGCGAGUCCCCGUGUGGCCCGCGCGUUGGUGACAGCUGGGAGCCGAGGCAGGCGGCAGUGGACUGCGUUUCCGAGGCCGAGCCCGCACUCAGCCCGCGGAGUUUACCUGUUGAGCUCCAGUGGGGCCCGUCUGCCUGGACCAGCCUGAUGUGGGUUUUCUGAACAGAUGUUCCUCUGAAAAUGGAAAUAUUUCUGGGGAAAAAAAUUUCAGAUGUUUAAAUUCUAAUGGUUGUCACAUUUCACAUCACUGAGAAAGGAACCUGAUUAUAAUGGCAGAAAAUUUA
Miniopterus natalensis is the source of this 1281-nucleotide messenger RNA. It is a transcript of the gene UPP1, whose product is annotated as uridine phosphorylase 1. Gene Ontology annotation, cellular component: cytoplasm; cytosol. Gene Ontology annotation, molecular function: uridine phosphorylase activity. Lineage: Eukaryota; Metazoa; Chordata; Mammalia; Chiroptera; Miniopteridae. Gene Ontology annotation, biological process: nucleotide catabolic process; uridine catabolic process. The record is from RefSeq and is a predicted model, not a curated record.